Symbiodinium pilosum is the source of this 279-nucleotide messenger RNA. Lineage: Eukaryota; Dinophyceae; Suessiales; Symbiodiniaceae. The record is from the annotation of a GenBank genome assembly.
GAAAGACAGGACAGCGGCAUGGACAGCCCGGAUGAGAUGGAUGUGGACGCCAACUUGUGCUGUCCCGAUGCGCUGAGCGCCACCCUCUCGGUGAUCUGCUUACCUUCCUGGUUGUGUUCACUUCAAAUGUUCGACCAGAAUGAACGAGCCGCAGUGCUGGUGUGGGGCAAGUAUGUGGGCUCCAUCAAUGACCCCGGGAUCCAUGUUGUGAACCCAUGCGGGGUGGUGACACGGAAGAUCACCACGGUCCGCAAGACCCUGGACGUACGCGAGGUGAAC